UUAUGCGGCGGUGCACAGGCAGUGAAUAAUAUCCCCCCGACCGUUUGGUUUCUGCUGCCACGUGUCACCCCACACCUAUUUACUGACACUCGACCCCACACCACAGCCCACUAAUCAAAACACCCCUUUCUUCCUCCCUCCCUCUCUCUCUCUCUCUCCCCCAUCGCCGUCCCCCAUCGCAAGCACACAGCAUUCGUUCGACCAAUUACUGCGCAACCUCUGAAACACCGUUGCAGUCCUUUUUACACUCCACUUCGUUGCUUGCAAUCAACCAUCGACGCAUUCAACGCCGCUGGAUCAUCCGCCUCGUGAUUCCCGACCGACCAGAUUCCAUUGUUAGAUUACGAACGAUCGUCGAGAUCUGAGGGAGCUGUUGAAUCGAGAGGCAUCAGCUGCUAUGUCUGGUCCGCUGGAUCGCUUUGCGAGGCCUUGCUUUGAGGGGUCCUCUGCUAAUGAUGAAAGAAGAGAAAGAAAAUCUGAUUUUGAAAACUCAGAGGAUGAAAGAAAGACGAGAAUCGGUACACUGAAAAAGAAAGCAAUCAAUGCUUCAACAAAGUUCAAACAUUCUCUCAAGAAAAAGAACGGUAGACGAAAAAGUGAUGGUAGAAGGGUUAGCUCUGUUUCAAUAGAGGAUAUUCGGGACUCUGAUGAGCUACAGGCUGUUGAUGAAUUUAGGCAAACAUUAAUAUUGGAUGAAUUGCUACCUGGAAAACAUGAUGACUAUCAUAUGAUGUUAAGGUUCUUGAAAGCAAGGAAGUUUGAUAUUGAAAAGGCAAAGCACAUGUGGGCUGAUAUGAUUCAUUGGAGGAAAGACUUUGGUACUGACACUAUUAUGGAGGACUUUGAAUAUGAAGAGUUGAAUGAAGUUUUGAAGUACUAUCCACAUGGUAAUCAUGGUGUGGAUAAGGAUGGGCGACCUGUCUAUAUUGAAAGAUUGGGAAAAGUUGAUCCCAACAAACUUAUGCAAGUUACCACAAUGGACCGGUAUAUUAAAUACCAUGUCAGGGAGUUUGAGAAACUCUUUGCUGUUAAGUUUCCAGCUUGUACCGUAGCUGCAAAAAGGCACAUAGAUUCAAACACAACAAUCUUGGAUGUUCAAGGCGUGGGUUUGAAAAACUUCACCAAGAGUGCACGUGAUCUUAUAACGCGACUUCAGAAGAUUGAUGGCGACAAUUAUCCUGAAACACUCCACCAAAUGUUUAUCAUCAAUGCUGGUCCUGGUUUUAGGCUGUUGUGGAAUUCUGUAAAGUCUUUUCUAGAUCCCAGAACAACUUCCAAAAUUCACGUUCUUGGAUGCAAGUACCAGAACAAGUUGCUUGAGGUUAUUGAUGCCAGUGAGUUGCCUGAUUUCAUGGGGGGUACCUGUACGUGUGCUGAUCAAGGUGGUUGUCUUCAUUCUGAUAAAGGGCCUUGGAAAAACCCAGAGAUCUUGAAGAUGGUUGUUAGUGGUGAAGCACGGCGUGCUAGACAAGUAGUUAAAAUUCUGAAUAGUGAGGGGAAGGUGGUUUAUGCUAAGCCAAAUUACCCAAUGUUUAAAAGUGGUGACACAUCCACUGCUGAGUCUGGAUCUGAACCUGAAGAUAUUGCGUCGCCGAAAGCAACGAGGAAUUAUUCACAUUUUCGGUUAACUCCCGUUCGUGAAGAAGCUAAGGUUUUUGGGAAGGCAAGCUAUGCUGGUAGCUUUUCAGGGUAUGAUGAAUAUGUUCCCAUGGUUGACAAGGCUGUUGAUGCAGGUUGGAAGCAAGCAUCCUCUCAAAAGCCUUGUGCGUCCAGAGGGACACUUCCACUACUUGAUUCUCAAAAGCCACCUGAAGGAUUUCAGGCUCGGAUUUUGGCAAUGUUCAUGGCCUUCUUCAUGACCCUUUUCACACUUUUCCAUACAGUAGCAAGCCAUUUGACCAAGAAUCUUCCAAAAGACACUUCCUCUGACCACAACCAAAAUAUUGUCGAACUCUCUCUAGAUGCCGCACCGAAAGAAGAGUUCCGCCCGCCUUCACCAAUUCCAGGAUUUGCACAUGCCGAACUGCUCUCCUCUGUUCUGAGAAAACUGGGGGAUCUUGAAGAAAAAGUUGACACUCUUCAAGCGAAGCCGUCUAAGAUGCCUUAUGAGAAAGAGGAGCUGCUGAAUGCUGCUGUUUACCGCGUGGAUGCCCUGGAAGCGGAGUUAAUUGCUACGAAAAAGGCUCUGCAUGAGGCUUUAAUGAGGCAGGACGAUCUGCUUGCUUACAUAGACAGUCAAGCAGAAGCGAAGCUUCGGAAAAAAAAGCAUUUUUGCUGGUGAGAGAUGUUGCCUGUGAAGGAGAGAUGCUAUGCAGCGAGGAUAUAUGUUUUGGUUUCUAAAAGUGUUUUUUCUAUGCUUGCAUUCAAACACCCACCCACACACACACCAUGUUAACCUAAUAAUUGGGCAAUACGACUCUCUGUGGAAAGACUAAAUACAAUUCUCUGUGAAAAUUUGUACACGGAGUUGGUUAUACUCAACCUUUUGCAUUCUGAAUAUACAUGCUUCUGGUUUCAUUA
Molecule: messenger RNA, 2520 nt
Organism: Rhododendron vialii
Lineage: Eukaryota; Viridiplantae; Streptophyta; Magnoliopsida; Ericales; Ericaceae
Product: phosphatidylinositol/phosphatidylcholine transfer protein SFH8-like
Exons: 15
Coding region: 398-2281 (627 amino acids)
Source: RefSeq, a predicted model, not a curated record